AUGAACAUUUAUAAUCUAAUAGAAGUUAUUAAACUCACUGAAUAAAGAGGUCAAGAAUUAUUAAUAGAUGCUUUAAUAAUUGGUAUAGAAAUAGGUAGAAAUAAUCUAAAGAACAUCCAAUAAGUUGAAUCAAUUGUUGAAUCACUUAAAAAAUUAAAGUGUAAAAUAGAUUUAAGUAUAUUAUCACCUUUUUUAAGAAAUGAAAUAUUUGAUAAUGUACUUAAUUAAAAUGAAAAAGUAAAAUAAUAAAUAUUUAAUUUAAUAGUUAGAAGAAAGUCUUCAAAAUGUAUAAUUAGAAUUUUAAAGACAAUCUAAAUUAAAAUAAUAAAGUAAUAUUUGUUAAAUUUGUAACGAACAUGUAGAUGAUUUAAACAAUUAAAAAUUCAAUGCAUCCUGCAAACAUCAAUUUCACAGAAUUUGUAUAAUUCAUUUCUUGAAUCAAGGAUUAAAUGGUGAAGAUUAUUUUAAAUGUCCAUUAUGUGGAUAAUAAACAUUAUAAUAACAGAUUGAAAAAGAAAUUAAAGAAUAAACCGCUUUUAAAAAAUCUUGUUGUCCUAAUGCAUUUUGCAAAACAAAAUUCUUAUUUGUAGGGUAAGAAAUUUAUAGAUGUAAUUAAUGUAAAAAUAGAUAUUGUUUGAAAUGUUAAUUAGUAAAUCAUCCAAUAAAUUAAUGUAAAAAAGAUAGAAAACAUACAUAAUUUGAAAUGGGAGAUAAUUAUAAAGAAUGUCCAAAAUGUAGAUCUUGUUGGGUAAAAUAAUAGGAUUAAUAAAAAAUUAUGAAAUGUGUAUGUGGACAUAGUUUUUGUAUUGAUUGUGGUGUAAAAGAUGAAUAUUGUAAUUGUAAUAGGGUUGGUGGAGGGAUUUACUAAACUUAUAGAUGGUUUAAAAAAGUAUUAUCAGGAUAAUGAUAUGAUUAC
Messenger RNA from Paramecium sonneborni, 916 nucleotides. The record is from the annotation of a GenBank genome assembly. NCBI's taxonomy places the organism in Eukaryota, Ciliophora, Oligohymenophorea, Peniculida, Parameciidae.